Messenger RNA from Geodia barretti, 756 nucleotides. The record is from the annotation of a GenBank genome assembly. Lineage: Eukaryota; Metazoa; Porifera; Demospongiae; Tetractinellida; Geodiidae.
AUGGAAACAUACUUGGGCUAUUUGGAACCUUAUGGUCAGUGGAUAAUUUUUGAUUUAAAUGGCCACAGAAGUGAUGUUUUAGUGACAUUAAGGAUGGACAAACUGGACUGUAAUCCAUCACUAAAUCUCACAAAAUGUGUUUUAACAGAACUUAUAAGUUGGAUCAUGGUGUAUUCAGAGUUUGGAACAAAACCACCGACUUGGGAUCAGAGUAGGAAGGGAACUGUCAACAUUAUCUAUGAUUAUGAUGGUACUUAUGACAAUGGUGAUAUUAUGGGUGAUAUGAAAUUUUUUGGGCAAAUGGACCAGUAUCAGUUUGUAAAUUUGAGUCUAACAGAGUUUGGUUUUGUAUCUCUGUCUCUGGCACUAGUGAUAGCAAAGUUCUUCCCAGCAGUCCACAACCAGAUAGUCUCCAGAGCAACACGACUGGAACACCAAAGCCUCUACUGGGGAACUGCUGUGGUUUCCAAUGUCUUUGUUUAUGGUCUGUUGUUUGCUGGAGCAAAAGGAAUGGCAAUCCUUUCUCUGGCCUGGUACUUAGGAGGAGUGGCAGGGAUAUUGACUGGACUGAUACCAUCCAUUGCUCUGUCAGCUGCCUCCUGGUACAUCAAGAAGAGACUGGAGAAGGAAGUGAGUCAGUCCAACACAGCCACAAGUCAGUUGCCACAGUCUGGGACAACUGGUGAGGCUAUGAAUGAUGGAGAGAGAGAGGAGACUGAGGACAACACUGAUGAUCGGCAGAUGCUACUGCCAUGA